Prorocentrum cordatum is the source of this 321-nucleotide messenger RNA. NCBI's taxonomy places the organism in Eukaryota, Dinophyceae, Prorocentrales, Prorocentraceae. The record is from the annotation of a GenBank genome assembly.
AUGGUCAAGAACGCCGAGGACGAUCUCGGCGGCCUCCUCGAGCUCGGCGCCGCGCCGCCCGCGGAGUCGCUGCCCGGCGGCGAGGACGAGGAGGAGCAGGCCUUUGUCGAGAAGCCGCCCGCGGACGCGCCCUCGGCCACGGCCGUGGCGGCGGCCGCCGCGGCCGCCGUGAAGGAAGCGGACCCCAUGGCGGACAUUUUCGGCGACUUUGACUCCGCGGACGAGGCGGAGGCGGCUCGGGACGCGGCGCUGGAGAAGGCGAACGCGGACGAGGAGGAGGGCGACGGCGAGCCGCUGGCCAAGCGGCCCCGGGAGGCGUAG